CUGCUUCAACACGUUCAGCGGAAGAAAACGCCGACUGUUUGUGGAGUAGUUUUGGGUCUGUCGUAGUGUUACCGCUUUAAACGUGCACGUUAUGUAUGUUUUCGCUAUGUUUCUGAAGCCGUGGUUAUAAUCAUGGCGUUUCCGCAGCCGCGUCCUCAAGCGCCUCAGUUGCCGCAGCAUCUUUUGCGGACCAUAGAGUGUCAACAGGGCGCCGUGAGAGCUGUGCGCUUCAACGCUGAUGGGAACUACGUGCUGACCUGCGGGGGUGAUAAGUCUCUGAAGCUGUGGAGUGCGAGUCGAGGGACUCCGCUGAAGACUUACACCGGUCACGGGUAUGAAGUGCUGGACGUGGACAGUUCUUAUGACAACAGUCAGCUGUGCUCCUGCAGCUCGGAUAAAACGGUCAUCCUCUGGGAUGUGGCGUCUGGUCAGGUGACGCGCAAACUUCGCGGACACGCCGGGAAAGUAAACUGCGUGCAGUUUAACGAGGAGGCCACUGUGAUGCUGUCAGGCUCCAUUGACGGGACCGUACGGUGUUGGGACGUUAGAUCCAGGCGGAUGGAGCCGAUCCAGAUCCUGGACGAGGCUCGAGAUGGGAUCAGCAGCCUGAAGGUUUCAGAGCACGAGCUUUUGACUGGGUCCGUGGACGGAAGAGUGAGAAGAUACGAUCUACGAAUGGGGCAGCUUCAUGUCGAUUUUAUUGGGAGUCCCAUCACGUGUGUGUGUUUCAGUCGGGACGGUCAGUGCACACUGAGCUCUAGUUUGGACUCCAUGGUGCGCCUGCUGGACAAAAGCUCAGGAGAUAUGCUGGGAGAGUACUCUGGUCAUGUCAAUAAAGGCUACAAGCUCGACUGCUGUCUGUCUGAUAAAGACACGCACGUUCUGAGCUGUUCGGAAGAUGGACAUGUUUACUUCUGGGAUCUGGUGGAGGGCUCCCUGACUUUAAAGAUGCCCAUCGGGAAAGCUGUCGUCCAAUCACUGUCCUUCCACCCAACGGAGCCCCGCCUUUUGACCGCUAUGGAGGGGCGUGUUCAGGUGUGGGGGGCGGGGCCAGAGGAUGCAGCUGUGGAGGACAGCUGAGUAGUGCGUUGAAAAAACAUAAGCAGGACUCGCUGAAGACGAAAUGUGAAUCGCCACUUUGUAUCGAUUUGAUUUGUUAUGUUUUGUAUGUAAUAAAAUAUAUCGUUUGUUAUCAUUUUAA
Messenger RNA from Puntigrus tetrazona (Sumatra barb), 1201 nucleotides. It is a transcript of the gene wdr83, whose product is annotated as WD repeat domain containing 83. Lineage: Eukaryota; Metazoa; Chordata; Actinopteri; Cypriniformes; Cyprinidae. The record is from RefSeq and is a predicted model, not a curated record. The transcript has 9 exons. Gene Ontology annotation, biological process: mRNA splicing, via spliceosome. Gene Ontology annotation, cellular component: catalytic step 2 spliceosome. Gene Ontology annotation, molecular function: protein binding. The coding region runs from base 133 to 1080 and encodes 315 amino acids.